Molecule: messenger RNA, 450 nt
Organism: Aspergillus chevalieri
Lineage: Eukaryota; Fungi; Ascomycota; Eurotiomycetes; Eurotiales; Aspergillaceae
Product: 60S ribosomal protein eL14
Exons: 3
Coding region: 1-450 (149 amino acids)
Biological process (GO): ribosomal large subunit biogenesis; translation
Cellular component (GO): cytosolic large ribosomal subunit; ribosome
Molecular function (GO): RNA binding; structural constituent of ribosome
Source: RefSeq, a predicted model, not a curated record
AUGGCCGAUAUCGACGUGAAGAUUGCUCAAUGGAAGCUGGUUGAGGUUGGCCGUGUGGUCCUCAUCCGCCGCGGUCCCUACACCGGCAAGCUCGCCGUUAUUGUUGAGAUUGUCGACCACCGCCGUGUCCUGGUUGACGGCCCCUCCGGCGAGGAGCAGAAGAUCGUCCCCCGUCACGUCCUUCCUCUCGCCCACGCUACCCUCACCCACUUCACCAUCCCCAAGCUCCCCCGUGCCGCCGGUACUGGCCCCGUCAAGAAGCUCUGGGCGAACAACGAGAUCGACGCCAAGUGGGCUAAGAGCAACUACGCUCAGAAGACCGAGCGCGCCGACCGGAGGAAGAACCUGACCGACUUUGAGCGCUUCAAGGUUCUCCGCCUGAGAAAGCAGGCUCGUUACGAGGUCCAGAAGUCUCUCGCUAAGGCCAAGGCGGCUGCUCCUAAGGCAUAA